UGGACGCACGGAAUCAUUGUCACGCGCGGCCGCGAACGAGACCCGAGGGCUCUGCGCGUCGCUACACACCGGCGACCGAAACCUCGUGCAGUUUUUUAUCCCCCUUCUCCGUCCCUCCCUCCCUCCCCUGUUCGUUGUCCCAAACUCACUCGUCUCGCUUCUGCAACACCCCCACCUCACACCCAAAAAAUGUCUCUCUCGUCCUACUUGAUCGGAAGCCAAAGCCUCGCGCUCCCGUCUCUCUCCUUCUCCUCAUCCUCUUCUCAUCCUUCGUCUCCAUUCGCCGUCGCGCGACCCCGCCCCUCGGUCUCCCCGCUUCUUCUCCCCUCAUGUGGUUCGUCUCGCCACAGGGUCAGCUCCGAGAGAUGGCGGGGUUCCGGCGUUAUCACGCGCGUGGAAGAGAAAUCCAAGAGCUCGUCCCCCUCCCCUCUCGAGCCAGGGAAGGCCCCCGGACAAUACGAGGAGUUGAUGGAUGGAUCUGGAGGUUGUGAUCCCUUAUGUUCACUUGAUGAAGUAAGCUCCCAGGAUUUUGAAGCUAGUUACCAGCCAAAGACUGAUCUACUGAAAGCUCUUACUAUACUUGCAUCAGCUUUGGCAGGGGCAGCUGCAAUCAAUCAUUCUUGGGUGGCUGCCAAUCAGGAUGUUGCUAUGGUGUUGGUAUUUGCAAUUGGUUAUGCUGGCAUUAUUUUCGAGGAAUCUUUAGCAUUCAACAAAAGUGGAGUUGGAUUGUUGAUGGCUGUUUGCCUAUGGGUUAUUAGAAGCAUUGGAGCUCCUUCAACAGAUAUAGCUGUCACAGAAUUAACCAGGGCAUCUGCUGAAGUCAGUGAAAUAGUCUUCUUCUUGCUUGGUGCGAUGACCAUAGUGGAGAUUGUUGAUGCACAUCAAGGAUUUAAACUGGUUACUGACAAUAUAACUACUCGGAAGCCUCAGGUUCUCCUUUGGGUGGUUGGUUUUGUGACUUUCUUCCUAAGUUCAGUCCUCGACAAUCUAACAUCAACCAUUGUUAUGGUUUCCUUAUUGCGCAAGCUAGUACCUCCAUCAGAAUACAGGAAAAUUUUAGGAGCUGUUGUUGUAAUAGCAGCAAAUGCUGGUGGGGCAUGGACACCUAUUGGUGAUGUCACAACAACGAUGUUGUGGAUUCAUGGUCAGAUCUCUACUUUGCCAACAAUGAAGGGUUUGUUUAUCCCCUCAGCUCUUUCUCUGGCCGUACCACUCGCUCUCAUGUCCCUCACCAGUGAAGUUAAUGGAAAAGCUCAGAAAGCAUCCAAUGUUUUGGCAUCAGAACAGAUUGCUCCUCGAGGACAACUUGUUUUUGCUGUAGGCAUAGGGGCUCUAGUGUUUGUUCCUGUGUUUAAAGCUGUAACCGGCCUGCCACCUUACAUGGGCAUGCUGCUUGGGCUUGGUGUUCUUUGGGUUUUAACUGAUGCAAUUCAUUAUGGAGAUUCCAGAAGGCAAAAGUUGAAAGUACCACAAGCUUUGUCACGGAUUGAUACGCAAGGAGUUCUGUUCUUCCUAGGAAUUCUUUUAUCAGUGAGCAGCUUGGAGGCUGCUGGGAUUCUGAGGGAAUUGGCAAACUACCUUGAUGCCCAUAUACCAAAUGCUGAACUGAUUGCAAGUGCAGUUGGUGUAGUGUCAGCUAUUAUAGACAAUGUUCCCCUUGUUGCAGCAACAAUGGGAAUGUAUGACCUGACUUCUUUUCCUCAAGAUUCUGAGUUUUGGCAGCUUAUUGCGUUUUGUGCUGGUACUGGAGGUUCUAUGCUCAUUAUCGGCUCUGCAGCUGGAGUUGCAUUUAUGGGAAUGGAGAAGGUGGAUUUCUUUUGGUAUCUUCGAAAGGUAAGCGGUUUCGCAUUUGCUGGUUAUACUGCUGGAAUUAUUGCAUACUUGGCAGCUCAAAAUUUCCACAUCACACUUCCCACUUCUUUAGCUGAGCUCCCAUUUCUUCCGGGCUCAUAGAUAUUGGCAUUCUGCUUUGGUCAGUAUGCAUAGUGAUUUUUUGCCGUGCAGUGGUAGGAGUUCCACAUUUAGUCCCAAUACACCUGCCAAAAACCUGUCUGGACAGUAUUAUAAUCCUUAUGAUGAUUAAAAAUUAAAUACAUAAAAGCUAUCAGAUGAUUAUGUGAGGAUACCAGGUCAUUCAGGUCUGCAUCUACCACACAUCAAUUUUGGUCCAAAGCACAGUUAAUGCUGCAUCCAAGCAAAGGUGUGAUCAAGACAUAAAAUAAGAUAAUGGUCAAGAAUUCCUACUUGGAUUUUAUCCCUUAUUGUGAUUGAGGUUUUUAAUGUUUGUAACUUAUGGAGAAAUCAUCCAUUUAAUCUGUUCUUGGAUCAAGCUAGCAUGUAAUAAGCACAAGAUAAACAAUUGAUGCAACUUUGUGCUGAGUUCA
Messenger RNA from Phoenix dactylifera (date palm), 2384 nucleotides. RefSeq names its product sodium:hydrogen antiporter 1 (gene NHD1). The record is from RefSeq and is a predicted model, not a curated record. Gene Ontology annotation, cellular component: membrane. Gene Ontology annotation, biological process: sodium ion transport; transmembrane transport. Lineage: Eukaryota; Viridiplantae; Streptophyta; Magnoliopsida; Arecales; Arecaceae. Gene Ontology annotation, molecular function: antiporter activity.